This is a messenger RNA of Phymastichus coffea, 1495 nucleotides long. Its product is annotated as mitochondrial amidoxime-reducing component 1-like. The record is from RefSeq and is a predicted model, not a curated record. The coding region runs from base 219 to 1289 and encodes 356 amino acids. The transcript is spliced from 9 exons. Gene Ontology annotation, molecular function: pyridoxal phosphate binding; catalytic activity; molybdenum ion binding. Lineage: Eukaryota; Metazoa; Arthropoda; Insecta; Hymenoptera; Eulophidae.
AGCUGAGACGCUUCAGAAACGCACGUUUUAUUUUUUGCGAACGCUCAGAGCGAAAUUUUCGAUUGCGCCUGUAACGCUUUUCUUGUUCGAUCUUGACACAUUUACAAUUUCGUUGCCGCCGUCCAUUUUUCAUCACCGACAAAUUGAUGUGUAACCCGAUCGGAACACAUUCAGUUUCUGAUUUAGGCAUCGACGCGCGUUAAGAACAGUCGUGCAAGAUGUCGCUGAAGAACGACGGGCUGAAAAUAUUUUUGAUGAGCGCUGGCGCGCUGACGCUUUCGAGCUUGGCCUUGGUGUGGUACAAGCGAAACAAAAAGCUGAGAGACGAGCUGAAACUGCGCGAAAAGGUGCUGUCGAGCCCGGACACGUCGUGGAAGAAGGUGGCCAAUGUCUGCCGGCUGUUCUGCUAUCCCUUGAAGUCGGGCAAGGGAAAGUCCGUGAAAGAGUGCUUCUUCGGCGAGUACGGCAUUUCCAUCGACGGAGGGGAUCGCUACAUCGAAGACAGGAUGUUCGUCGUUUUCGACGAAAAUACGAGGAAAUUCGUGACGGGUCGCAGUCAUCCAAAGCUACUGCUGGUCGAGUGUAGCUUCGUGAAUCUCAAUCGAGCGAGGUUCGAAGCAGACGACGUGCGACCUUUAGAGUUCGAUCUACCGGAUUAUGAUUCUCUACCGGUUCCUUUCAUCAUGUGGUUCGGUGAACGUGUCAAUGGUAUCGAUUGCGGUUCCGAACCUGCCAGGUGGCUCUCAAGAUACCUGAACAACACAGAGUCUGGAUUGAGGGUGGCUCUGCGCAUUCCUCAGAACCGUCGAAUGAUUACGGAGGGAGCCUGGGAACCCUGGGCCAAAGUUUAUCCUAAUAUGAGAAAUGAAGAUUCGGGUCUAUUCUCCGAUUUGGCCAGCUACAUGCUGCUGUCAAAUGAGUCGGUUUUCGAUUUAAAUCAGCGAAUGUCGAGACCUAUACCAGCUUUACAACUACGGCCAAAUAUCGUCGUGGAAGGUUGCGAGGUUCCUUACGCAGAGGAUGACUGGGAGUGGAUUAAAAUUGGGGACCAAGCGAUUAUACGGCGGUUCAAGCUAUGCACGAGGUGUUCAAUGACGAGAGUGGACCCCGAUACAGGAGUGCCCGAUCCUUCGUACGAAACACUGAAAACAUUGAAAUCUUACCGCAAAAUAAAGGACAACGUCUUGGAUACGGUGGAAAAGAAUGCUCCGACAAUUGGCAUCUAUUGCGGCCUUUAUCGCCCUGGAACGGUUCGCGCCAACGACAAUGUUUACGUCUACCAAGGUUGAACAACGUCAAUACCUGCCUCUUGAUCGCAUUUUUGCUCUUCCUAUUCUAUAUUAUAAGCAUCGAAUGCAAAGAAAAAUUCAAUUUUUCAUGUUAUUAUUUUUAUUGUACUUUUAUUACGUUUGUACAUCUAGUAUUUAACGAGACUAAGGAUCAAUUGCAUUGUACAUCGCAUUUGAGAUACGUAAAGAAUAAGUUUUGUACAAAU